GAUUUUAUGCCGUGCUUAGUGUCUCGAAUAUUGCACCAUCUUAAGUUGGUGUUGGUUUCUCUGGGGACAUACCUUGGUCUUGUCUGAAGUAUUGAAUUGUUAACUACGUACAGUUACUGACUUUGGAUUGCCUGGCGCAAUGUUUAGCAAGUGACAACAAGUUCAAGCGUGCAUGCACGGAGACAGCCGCCCCCAAUCCGCCUCUAUCACCGCUGGUUUCACUUUACUAUGCAUUCCAAACGAUCUACUUGGAAAGAAGAGCAAUAAUUAUCGCCUUGUGUGAAAGCUGGAGAGAAUUUGAAGGAGUGCAUCGAUUUUGUGCGGAAUAAUUCAACCGAGUUUAAUAUGCAAUAAUUGACUCUGUCGCGAAAGGUUCUUUGAUGUCUAGACAGCCAAGAAAAAAAAAGCCAAUUUGUUUGUUUUAAUCGUUGGAGUAAACUCGGCUCAAGGCAUGUUCCACACGACAACGACGACAAAAACUGAUGGAAGCUGUUUUAAAACGAAGAAAAAAGUCAUUUUCCUUUUAAUAUCCGGUGUGUUAUUAAUCGUCCUUGGCACUGUGAGUCUCUGCAAAGCUGUUGCAUGGAUACAUUCCAUAAUCGACUCGAAGCUUGUGAUUAAACCGAGCUCUCCUAUUUACCAGCAAUGGAGAUCACCAACUGUCCCUGUUCUAAUGCAGUUCUAUGUGUUCAAUGUAGAGAAUCCGAUGGAAAUGAAACAGGGCAACCGUCCUUGUGUUAGUCAGAAAGGACCGUAUAGUUACAGAGUAUACCAGACGAAGGAAAACAUUACAUGGAACAAAAAUAGCACUGUAUCCUAUAAUAAAUUUACCAAGUAUGUCUUCGAUGUCGAUAGCUCGUGUUCGUCUUGUAAUCCUCACACUGAUAAUGUCACGCUCCCAAACAUACCGCUUGUUAUUCUUUCCCAAGUUUCCAAAAAAUAUCCCGGUGCAUCUUUGAUAUUCAGCAUGAUUUUCGCUCGUUUUAAGGAAGAGUUCUUCAGGGUUAACACAGUUGAAGAAUUACUCUGGGGAUACAAAGAUCCCGUGUUUGAGUUUUUUGCUAACCUCAAGCGAAAAUUUCAUUUGUCUUUCCUUCCGGAUAUUGAUCCUAUAUUCCGAAUGAUGGAGAAUAAUACUUACGAUGGCGUUACAACCACUUACACUGGAGCAUCAGAUAUCAGCCGUGCUGCAGUUUGGACUCGAUGGAAGGGAAGAUCUGAUGUAGGUUUGUGGAAAUCUCGUUGGGCAAACAUGUUCAAUGGAAGCGAUGGCAUGCAAUUUCCACCUCAAACCAGUACAGGAGACAUUCUCUAUGCGUUUUACGUACAACUCUGCAGGUCCAUGAGCUUUGUUUUUGACUCUCACACAAAUAUUGAUAGUGUGAAGACAUUGAGAUUUACGAACCCAGAGGAACUGUGGCAGAACGCGAGCGUGAACCCGGCCAACAAAGGCUUCUGUCCCAAUGGAUGUUUUCCAAGCGGCAUUCUCGAUGCAAGUGUUUGCAAAGGCCCCUCUGCCGGUUCCGUACCAGCCAUUGUGGCGUCUCAACCGCAUUUUUAUCAAGGCGACCCAUCUCUUGUAAAAAAUGUUGAAGGCCUGAACCCAGUCAAAGAAGAACAUGGUACCUUCUUUGACAUUGAACCAAAUUUUGGCCUUCCUCUUCACCUGAGUUUACGGCUUCAACUCAACUUGAAUAUUGAACAUGUAAAAUUCUUGGUGCAAAUGGCCGGUGUCAAGGAGGUGAUCUUGCCCAUAAUGUAUUUUAACAACACCGUGAAAGUGGAUGCAUCGUCUGCGAACAAAAUGAAGAGUGUAUUGAUUGCCAUGAGAGCUGUCCCUUUUGUCUCUGUAGCGUUGAUUUGCAUCGGAAGUAUUGAAGUUGUUGUUGCCAUUUGUUGCAUUGUAUCCAAGAAAUGGAAAUACAAUAAACAUGCAAUACGCGGAUUGUCAAGCUUAAACAGCGAAACAGAGCCACUUGUUACUUCAAGGAGAUAAACCUCAAUGGAUAAUACCGAAUAUUUUCGUAACUAAUAUUUUACGCAUCUCCGUAUGACUAUACGACAAUCGCGUGUUUUCAACCUUUCUAACUACCCUUAAGGGGAAAGGGGUGGGGCGUGCAUGGGGAGAGAACUUCCUUCACGGUCGUACCCUAGUCUUCUUCGUUUGCACUUUGAUUUCCUUCUUCCUCCUCUGUUGUUAGACGAUUAAAAAUCAAAUGACUCCCAAAUGUUGGUCUUGAUGUAUUUCCCUUCCGUUUGCUACCUAUUGUUUCAAUUCCCCUCCCCCUCCAAAUUUCCUGUAACAGUUUCUUGUUCAGACUUCAGCUCUUUGUAUUUCUUCAAUGUUACAUUACCGGAGGGAAUGGGGUGGGGGGAAAGGGCGGGAUGAUGACUAACGCACCGAAUUGAUUGGCUAACUGCCCUAUUUAUCGAUUAAGCGCUUGACCGAUCGGUUGCCAGUCUCCUUCGUAGCCUCUCUUUUCGAUGUCACGUAGCGCUUCCCCAUAAACCGUUGACAUCCCAUAGAGACUAAUAGAUUGCUCCUUUAAAAAAAUGGCCCGGUUAUGCGGUUGGUUGGGUAAAUGUUUGAUUGAUUCAUAAGGUUGACUGAUUCACCGAUCAUAAAGCGUAUGAAUUGACAGCGUGGAAACUUGAAAGCGAGCCAAGAAUAUGCAACUCGCACUUGCCAGUUGUUCUUCACAAUUGUCAUUUGUUUUGCAUAUCUGAAAAUCAGGGGCGGCAUGUGCGCAGUGAAAGCUUGAAAGAUUUUGUAAAGCCACUAACAGUGGUUCUAAUUAC
Molecule: messenger RNA, 2799 nt
Organism: Pocillopora verrucosa
Lineage: Eukaryota; Metazoa; Cnidaria; Anthozoa; Scleractinia; Pocilloporidae
Product: lysosome membrane protein 2-like
Cellular component (GO): cytoplasm; membrane
Molecular function (GO): scavenger receptor activity
Source: RefSeq, a predicted model, not a curated record